Messenger RNA from Ziziphus jujuba (common jujube), 1318 nucleotides. RefSeq names its product calcineurin B-like protein 3. The coding region runs from base 398 to 1081 and encodes 227 amino acids. The record is from RefSeq and is a predicted model, not a curated record. Gene Ontology annotation, biological process: calcium-mediated signaling. Gene Ontology annotation, molecular function: calcium ion binding; kinase binding. The transcript is spliced from 10 exons. Lineage: Eukaryota; Viridiplantae; Streptophyta; Magnoliopsida; Rosales; Rhamnaceae.
AAAAAGCAGAUGCAUAACAAGCAGCAAUAAUUGUUAUCUGUCAACGAAAGGAACGGCGCCGUUUUGGAUAUUGGUUUGAUAGGAGAAAGACGUCUUUGGCAAAAGGAGUUUCUCUCCCUCUUGCUCUCUCUGUCUUUCUUUCUAUCAACAUCUUCAUGCUCACAACUCCAUCGGAUUCGUCACCUUUCACAAAAGCUUCCAGUGUUGCCACUGCCAAACACCUCCCAUAAACACCUUCUCUAACCCCUCUACUUUGGGACCCUUUUCUCCUCUUUCUCCCUCUAUAGAAAGAUAGUUUUGGCAGCUCAAAUUUUUAAGGAUCUCAAUAUUUGGGCUUGAUUAGAAGAAACAAGAAAUGGUUAAAAGGCAUGGAGUGUUUUGAUUUGCAGAAAAUAUCAUGUUGCAGUGCAUAGAGGGACUCAAGCAUUUAUUUGCUGCUCUACUGCGGUGCUGUCAUCUUGACUUGUAUAUUAAUCAACCAAGGGGCCUAGAGGAUCCUGAAGUUCUAGCUAGGGAGACCGUGUUCAGCGUAAGUGAAAUUGAGGCACUUUAUGAACUUUUCAAGAAGAUUAGCAGUGCAGUGAUUGAUGACGGGUUGAUCAACAAGGAGGAGUUUCAACUGGCAUUAUUCAAGACAAACAAAAAAGAGAGCCUGUUUGCUGAUCGGGUAUUUGACUUGUUUGACACAAAGCACAAUGGAAUACUAGGUUUUGAAGAGUUUGCCCGUGCCCUUUCUGUCUUUCACCCCAACGCUCCAAUUGACGAUAAAAUUGAGUUUUCUUUUCAACUGUAUGAUCUCAAGCAGCAAGGUUUUAUUGAAAGGCAGGAGGUGAAGCAAAUGGUAGUGGCUACCCUUGCAGAAUCUGGCAUGAAUCUAUCAGAUGAUGUGAUUGAAAGUAUAAUUGACAAGACUUUUGAGGAAGCUGAUACAAAACACGAUGGAAGGAUUGACAAGGAAGAGUGGAGAAGCCUUGUUCUGCGACACCCAUCUCUUUUGAAAAAUAUGACGCUUCAAUAUCUCAAGGACAUCACCACAACAUUCCCGAGUUUUGUUUUUCACUCGCAGGUGGACGAUACCUGAAGUUACAAUUUUCUUUUAAGUGAACUGGCAUUUUAAUUAUGUUUUGUAUAUUUCUAGACAAUGUUGCCCUCUCAUAUACACGCGGCCACGUAGAAAUUUUUUUCGUCAUAUUGGUUAUUUUAUUGAAGAAGAUUAUUGGCUGUGUGUAUUUGUUUUCAAUGGCUGAACUUUCAGUGCAUGUUGUGGCUUUUUUGGAUUGGAAUUUGAAAUUGAAAGGUGUGAUGGUUUUGUCUUCCA